CAUACUGCAUCGGGACAUUCUGAAUCUCUAAUGCACGUUUCUAAUCAAACGUCUUCUGCACAUUGUAAAUCCGUGAAUGAGUUUUGCAAUAUAAUUUGGUACAUUUAUUUAUUGCAUUAAGUCUAUAAACUGACAAGCAAAGAAUGUCCAGGGUGGGUUUCCGUCUUAAUCAAAUGUUGAGAGCAAAGAGCAACAUUGCUUCCUGUAUUAGCCAUGGAUAGCUUCUGCAGGGGUAACGUAACGUUACAUUUCUCGUUUUGAAUGCUUCGGUUCACGUUGCAUCAUGAAAACCUUGAAUGUUAUACUUUAUAAUGUUAUAGUCGAAAGAUAUGUAAACUCACAAACGCACACUGAAUAGACAACAGCUAAUUGUCCUUUACGGAUUCCCCCUUCACUCAAUGGGGAAAUACAAAACGAAACGCAUUCAUGACAGUCAAACAGCCACUGAUCAAAGACAUCUAUAAAGCGGUGAAGAAAGGAGGAAAAGAGGACACACAGGGGAAGAAGUCUCCACCACCACCACCACCACCAGAGCCAGGUCAGAGAGAGGUGUCUGAAAGUCCACAAUUGUCAGAAAGAGAAAGAGAACUGCUGGAACUGAAGAAGUUUGACUUGAACUGGCACUUUGGACCAUGCACUGGCAUCAGCCGACUGCAGCGCUGGGACCGAGCAACGUUGCAUGGGUUAGACCCCCCACAGGAGAUCAGAGACCUGCUGCUGAACAGAGAGAACGACCCAGACUACUCACACUGCUUAUGGCGAGACUACCCCCUGUGAAGAAAGGGUGAAUGAGUGAAGAUGACAAGAAAAUGAUCGUUCCUUCAUAGAAUGUUUCCUUUUUAACACUUUUUUACACUACGUUUUCCAAUUAAAGAUUGACUUGAAGAAUCA
Messenger RNA from Clupea harengus (Atlantic herring), 891 nucleotides. It is a transcript of the gene pold4, whose product is annotated as DNA polymerase delta 4, accessory subunit. The transcript is spliced from 5 exons. The record is from RefSeq and is a predicted model, not a curated record. Gene Ontology annotation, biological process: DNA synthesis involved in DNA repair; DNA-templated DNA replication. Gene Ontology annotation, molecular function: DNA-directed DNA polymerase activity. Gene Ontology annotation, cellular component: delta DNA polymerase complex. NCBI's taxonomy places the organism in Eukaryota, Metazoa, Chordata, Actinopteri, Clupeiformes, Clupeidae. The coding region runs from base 427 to 777 and encodes 116 amino acids.